GGGGGCGGUCCCCGAGGGGAGGAAGGGAAAAGCGGGAACGAGAGCUGCCCCUGGCCCGGCGUCCCGGAAGCCUCCUCCAGACCUCCCCGGAGCCGUGCUGCGGGGUGAGGUGACAGUUGGUUCUUCCAGCUCAGUUGUUACAGCUUCGUUACCACCCCAGGCCAGACACACACCCAUCAGCGAAGGGGAAAUCUUCAGGCUACCAGGCAGGCUGAGAAUCCAGCCCUCACUGUGGAGCAAGGACGAUGUCAUCCACUGGCUCAGAUGGGCAGAGAAAGAGUAUUCCCUUCGACAAACCGAAGAAAGCAAGUUUGAAAUGAAUGGCAAAGCCCUGUGCAUCCUUACCAAAGAUGACUUCAGAUACCGAGCUCCUAGCUCAGGUGAUGUGUUAUAUGAAUUACUCCAGUACAUUAAGACUCAAAGAAGAGCUCUGGUGUGCAGCCCUUUGCUGAACUCACCUUUCCAAGAUGCCAGGAUCACAGAGGAAGGGAUGGACUGUGGUGUGGAGGCUGCCCCGGCUGCUCUUUCAUCCUGCCUGGGCCACACAGAGCUGUCCUCAUCCCGCAGCUGUGAGGAGCCCCUGAACCUCUCCCAUCACAACUCUGAGGGCAGCUGCAGGGCAGAUUCUAUCUGCUCAUUUCCUACAGCCCUGUCAGCACCAGUGGAUGGGAAAAUUGCAGAUUGCAGGUUACUGUGGGAUUACGUAUACCAGCUCCUCUCUGACAGCCGCUAUAUGCCCUACAUCAAGUGGGAAGACAAGGAAGCCAAGGUCUUCCGCAUUGUUAACCCAAAUGGACUUGCCCAGCUCUGGGGGAACCACAAGAACCGGAUGAACAUGACGUAUGAAAAGAUGUCGCGAGCACUCAGGCAUUACUACAAACUUAACAUCAUCAAAAAGGAGCCGGGGCAGAAGCUGCUGUUCAGAUUUCUGAAGACUCCUGGGGAGAUUGUCCAUGAGAAAUCCAGCAAACUGGAGCAGCUGGAGAAUGAGGACCACGAGGAUCUCAAAGAAGACCCACUGGAGGUUUCAUCAUAGGAAUUCUUUGAAGGUUGCAUUUGCAGUGCUUUGCAGAGGGACUUGUUCUCUGCUGGGGAGAACCAGCAUCUCCUGCUCUCCUGGACAGAAGGCCACAGAGGUGGUCCUGGAUUUCAAAACCUGCCCUGAGCCAUAGCUGUGACAUCUCUGGAGCUUCACCAGCAAAACACACCCAAAAACUAUCCCCAAGCCCAGAAAGCACAGGUGAAUGUGUGUGCUGGUCUUCUGCUCACUGCUUCUUCCUCCUCUAGCAGGGACCAUGAUAUUUUUGUUCUGUAAAUCUUGAUGCUUGUCUUUAAGGUCCAAACUUGCUGCUAAAGACUGCUUGGUUGUUGCAGCGAGAUGUGCCAAGCAGAGAGCACCGGAGCAUGCGCUCUGGGUUGAACAUCUGCAGAAGCAAGUGGUGGCCCUGAAUGUGGACGUGCUGCUCUGAAUCUGAGAUGUUCCCUUGAUUUGAGAUCAGACUUACCUUGCAGAUAUGCUGUACGUUGUAAUCUGCCUCCUGUGGAGCCAAUCCUGUGAUUAAGGGUGGGAAUGUGCUGAAGUAUCUGUCUGGAUCAGGCCUGGUUGGAACUUCAGGCUGUGCACUGUGUCUUGUUUUAACUCCCUUUAACUCUUUCCCUCCAUUUAAUAAUGCUUUUUGUAAUUAGCUCACUAAAUAAUGUGACAAGAAACAGGCCAGUAAUGUACA
Cygnus atratus (black swan) is the source of this 1727-nucleotide messenger RNA. RefSeq names its product ETS variant transcription factor 7 (gene ETV7). Lineage: Eukaryota; Metazoa; Chordata; Aves; Anseriformes; Anatidae. Gene Ontology annotation, molecular function: DNA-binding transcription factor activity, RNA polymerase II-specific; sequence-specific DNA binding. Gene Ontology annotation, biological process: cell differentiation; regulation of transcription by RNA polymerase II. The transcript has 8 exons. The coding region runs from base 317 to 1036 and encodes 239 amino acids. Gene Ontology annotation, cellular component: nucleus. The record is from RefSeq and is a predicted model, not a curated record.